AUAAUUAAACAGGCCGAAUUGUUAUGAUUUAAAUUACACACUUUUUUUGCGAUUAAAAUCAAUUAACAUGCUUAUGUAACAUUACACAAACAUACAGUAAAUUUAAUAAAUAUGGAGCAGGUGUACGCGCUCGGCGUGUCAUGUAUUGAACUGGUACAAUAUUGGCUCGAAGACUAUGGGGACUAUUUUAGAAUUGUCAAUCACUUCUCCAAUCCACACUACGUUUUGGAAGUGUUAUUUCCCCUUAUCAGUAUUCUGGACUCUGUAUUUGCUUCUCAGCUGAUUGUAUGCAUGUCGUUUGGAGGCUGGAUGAAUGCCGUCUUGAAAUGGUGGCUUUUAGAAGACCGUCCGUAUUGGUGGGUCAGAGAAACGACAUUCUAUAGCAACACAAAUAGACCACAUUUACACCAAACAUUUCAAACUUGCGAGACAGGUCCCGGUAGUCCGUCCGGUCAUACCACCACAGCCGCUUCUGUGCUGAUCCUUGCUGUGAUGUGGAUAUCACACAUAUGUAACGACAGGAAAUGGAAUCCGUUUUGGUGGAAAUAUUUCACAUAUCCAUUGUUUGGGUUUGCGCUUGCAUCUGUAAUGUUUGCAAGAUUGUUUGUAGCUACACACUUCCCCCAUCAGUGUUUGUUGGGCGCUAUAUUGGGUUUAUUCCUGGCGCCAGCGCUCUGCAUAUAUGUGACUGAUCCAUUUAUAUGGCGGUACAGCGUUCACGCCACAAUGCCAAUCAAACAGGCGGUGAUAUGGCACGUGGUCAGCGCCAUAGUCGCCAUAUUGAUAAGUGUCGUCACUUACUAUAGUCUUGUGCUGUGUGGUGUUGACCCACAUUACACUGUUAAACUGGCAUUCCGCUGGUGCGAGGAUCCAGACAGCAUCCACGUGUCGACGACGCCCAUGUUCGCUUUGGUGCAGUGCACCGCCAAUCUGCUCGGCUGCGCGCUUUGUAUGUCACCCGUACUUGCUGAGUACCGUCACAACACAAAGAACAGGUCGCUCAUCAUGUCGAUCCUCGCAACCGUUAUAUCGAUAUACGCGUUCAAACAACUCGAAGAGAACAUCACUAGAGCUAGCGCGUUUAAGUACUAUACAUUACAGUUUAUAUUGAACAUGGCAAGACCAGCCUUGCUAUUAAGAUUCGUUCCAGCAGUAGCCCAGUGGCCGUAUUCCGGUCAGAUUAAAGAGAAAGUUAAUUAAUAGAUUAAAAUUAGAUAGAAAAACGAAAUAUUUAAAAAUGAAAAAUCUCUAUUUAAAAUAAAUACAAAAAAGUUAUAAAUAAACAUGGUAAUAAAAAUUAUCAAGUACAUACAACUCUAAAAUUUUAUUUCGUAUGUUUUAGUUUUAAAUAAUAACAUAAUUGACAAUUGUCUCCUAGAUAAAACAAAGACUUUAAUUCAUGUACUAUAAAAGCUUAACACAUACUGUAUAUAAUCUAUGAAGCUUUAGACAUUAAAACAUAGCUUGUAUAUAAAAAAAUAACAAAAAAUAUUGAGAUUAGUAAACAUGUUCACGAAAACAAUUACUACUCAAAAAUACAUUUUUUUUUUUUUAAUUUUUAUGUCUGUGAUUGACAAUCAUCUACUAGACUACACGAAGCGUUUAGUUCUUGCAAUGAAAUAGUGUUACGCCAAAAAAUAUUAUAAUUAAUAUAUAGUUAUUGGUAGGGCUUUGUCAAAGCCAGUCUGUGUACUUGUGUAGGUACCACCCACUUAUCAUAUUAUUAUAUAUUCUACUACCAAACAGCAAUACUAUGGGUGAGUGAGCCAGUGUUAUUACAGGCACAAGGGACAUAAAAUCUUAGUUCCCAAGGUUGGUGGCGCAUUGGCUAUGUAAGCGAUGGUUGACAUUUCUUACAAUGCCAAUGUCUAAGGUCGUUUGGUGACCAUUUACCAUCAGGUGGCCCAUAUGCUCGUCCGCCUUCCUAUUCUAUAAAAAAAUAAUACUAUUGUUGUGUUCCGGAAUGAAGGGAAGUGAGCCAGUGUAAUAAAAAACUAUACAAGGAACAUAACAUCUUAGUUCCCAAGGUUGGUGGUGUAUUGGUGAUUUAAGGAAUUGUUAAUAUUUCUUACAGUGCCAAUGUUUGUGUAGUGUGGCCAUUUACCAUCAGGAUGAACCAUUUGCAUACAUACAUAUGUAUAUAAUACAUAAAUAUUUGUAAAUGGGCUUAGGUACGCAACGUAUGCCUCAAUUAUGCCUUGUUAAAUAUGUAAGCGUUUUACUUUUAGUUUUUAAUAGAUAUUUUAUAAAAUAGAAUAUCUAUAUAUAAAUAAUUAAAUGAGUUGAAAUGUCUAGAUUUAUGUACUUUUUUGUUUUUCUCUGCUAUAAUACAGCAGUGAUACGGGUGAUAGAAAAUAUGAUAUUUGGAUUUGAAAAUAAAGAUGGCACCACUGUCAUUUACUUGUUGUAUAAAUAUGUCUUCUUUGAUUUUGGAAGCAAAUUUGACAUUUCAUCUUUAAUCCAUUACUAUAAUGAAGUAACGCAGGUUUAAAAAUUCCUUUUUUUAAAAUUUGAUUCCAUUUUCAAAUUUAAUUUUUUAUAUAAUGUUAUUUGUUUUAUUGUAAACGCACACAUUUUGAUUGUGAAUGGUUGUUUUAUAUAUGCUUCAUGUAUAUUUAUUAAUGCAAGGUCAUUCGGCAUAGACUUUAUUCAGACAGCCUUCGGGCGGACUCAAGUAAUAUAGAUAAUCAAAAAUUAAGUUGAUCCCACAGAUUAUAUACAACUAAGUAAUAACAUAUAUAUGUAUGCUUUUUUUGUUAUUCAAUUUAUUACAUUUUCCUGUGAUAUAUUUACGCUACACCAAAAGUUUGAAUAUAAUUUAUGUUAAUAAAAUUAAAUACCAAUCA
Nymphalis io (European peacock) is the source of this 2846-nucleotide messenger RNA. RefSeq names its product glucose-6-phosphatase 2 (gene G6P). Gene Ontology annotation, cellular component: membrane. The transcript is spliced from 7 exons. The coding region runs from base 112 to 1200 and encodes 362 amino acids. Lineage: Eukaryota; Metazoa; Arthropoda; Insecta; Lepidoptera; Nymphalidae. Gene Ontology annotation, molecular function: glucose-6-phosphatase activity. Gene Ontology annotation, biological process: glucose 6-phosphate metabolic process; gluconeogenesis. The record is from RefSeq and is a predicted model, not a curated record.